Messenger RNA from Gadus macrocephalus (Pacific cod), 2770 nucleotides. RefSeq names its product B-cell receptor CD22-like. Lineage: Eukaryota; Metazoa; Chordata; Actinopteri; Gadiformes; Gadidae. Bases 694 to 1716 code for a protein of 340 amino acids. The transcript is spliced from 7 exons. The record is from RefSeq and is a predicted model, not a curated record.
AUUUAUUUAUCCUCCACUAUGGAGUUACUACUAUUUAUUCACUAGGCUUAGCAAGGAUUUUUUUUUAUCUACCAUGUCUAGUGUGGGCUGAUGGUGUGUGUGCGUGUGUGCAUGUGUUUGUUUAUUGUAUGUACUGUUGAGUAUGGAUACACCCUGCUGCUCCUCCACAUAUAUAGUUCCUAAUGGAAAAAUAAAGUUAUAUGAAUUGAACCAGACUAUACUAAUGGGGAAUAUAUGAAACACUAUGGUAUGUGUGUGUGUGUGUGUGUGUGUGCGUGUGUGUGUCUGUCUGUCUGUCUGUGUUUGUGUGUGCGUAUGUUAACCUGCCUGCCUUCGUGUGUGAGAGUAAGGAGAAGAAGGACAGAAGAUUAACAAAAAGAUAAUAAAAUAGCUGAAGAUAAAAUAUAAGAAUAAAAUAACGUUUUUCUACGAUAGGCCCUGUAGUUCCCUUCUGUUCAUUCUGCUGCGAAUCAAGGAGGGAAGAGGAAGGAAGUCUGUCAAUGUUGUUUGGUGUCUGUUCAGCUCACUGCAGGAAAUGGAACCACAGAUUUGAAGUCAGACCAGCUUCCUCCUCUACAGUAACGCUUUACUGUUAUUUAUAUUGUUAUCUAAUCAAAUUCAUAGAGUUUUCCUUCUAUCAACUUUUUAAUCGUGUUUUCGACCUGCAGAUGUGUUUUAUUUUGUGGACUCACUAUGAAUUUAACAUCAGCAGCAAGAGAAUUUCUAGCUUUCCUUCUGUCAGUACAAGAUGGGCCUCAACACACAUAUGUGUAUUCAAGUCCCUCUGCUGAAAUAGAGGAGGGCAGUUCAGUGACUCUGAGUUGCAGCAUUGAUGCCAACCCAGCAGCUAAGUACACCUGGUUCAAGAACAACCAACCUCUGCUCUGGGAACCAAGUCAACCUCAUACCUUCCCCUCAGUCCACCCUGAAGACAGAGGAACGUACCACUGUCAUGCAGAGAACAAAUAUGGACAUCAGAGCUCUAACUCGAUAUUCAUGGAUGUCCACUACGCUCCAAAUUCCCCGACAGUGACCGUGAGUCCCUCAGGUGAAUUAGAGGAGGGCAGUUCAGUGACUCUGAGCUGCAGCAGUAAUGCUAACCCAGCAGCUAACUAUACCUGGUUCAAGGAACAUGACAUCUCUGUGAAGUUAUCAGGACAGAACUACACUUUCACUUUCAUCAUUUCGGAUCUUGGAGGAAACUAUUACUGCCAAGCUCAUAACGCAAUUGGACAGCAUAAUUCCACCUUUUUGUUUAUUAAAGUGACAUCCUCAUCAUCACAGAAAGCAAUAGUAGCUGUAGCAUCCAUUGGUGUCUUCGUGGUGACCAUACACCUCAUCAUCUUCCUCUGGAUGAGAAGAAAGAGGGCCUCUAGAAAAGCAUGUGGACAGGGAGGAAGGCCAGAUACCGUGGAGGAGCCACCUUCUGUUGCUGAGUAUGAAAACAUCUUAGCUUUGACCAAUCGCUUGGCUCCUGCAGCACAGAGAGAACCAAUAGAAGAGCAGGAUAAUCUUCAUUAUCCCAGCAUCCACACCUCUCUCUCAGAGAACCAGGAAAUGCCUCGCUGGUUGGCUGGCUUUCGUCUCAAAUCAGACCAGACAGAUGCAGUCCUUUACUCUGUGGUCAACAUUAAGAGACCCAACACUGUCCCUGGAGAGCGUGAGCAGACGGAGGCAGCAGAAACCUCAGAGUUGUAUAGCACCGUCAAAAAAUAACCCGGAGAUUGAACCAGUUGUGGCAGCAGGAUUUAAAUAGUGAGUCUAGUUAGAUUGUGUGUCUCAUCCAUUUAGUUUAACAGAACAAUAUGCUGGCUGCAUAUACUUGCCACCACUGUUAAUACAUGAUCUGAUGACUUUUGAAUUUAUUUUGACUUAUUUACUGGAUUGUGUAUGUUCCACUUGUGAUGGCCCCAGCGAGGCCACAUCUUAUCCAGGGCCUCUUGCUGUGGUGGAUGUAGCUCUGCUUCAUCACUCCCACCUGCUGGGUACCUGAAUGUACUGCACCUGUGAGGGGAGGUCUUAACGGUACCACCUGCUGGUUACCAGGGUGUACUGCACCUGUGAGGGGCGGUCUUAACGGUAGCACCUUCGGGUUACCUAAAUUAACUGCACCUGUUAGGGGAGGUCUUUAGGGACUAUACCUGUCUUGGUUGAUUAGCUAACCAUCUUAGCCAUCUCCUGCCUGCACUAUAACGUUAUUGCAUGUUAUUAUUUACAUAGAAUUUCCUCCAUCUAAUAACAUCUAAUUCUCUUUUCUUGCCUGUAUUUUGCGUUCUACUUUCCACUCUUCUGUUGACAUGCGGAUAUGUAAAUAAAUGCAAUGUAUAUAUCACCGCAAAAAGAGUCAGCAUUACUGGGUUGGAAGCCUCACCCACGAUCUUCAAUGUGCUGUUCAUUAAACACUGCAACUACUGCUGAAUACUUAAUGCAUCACAUGCUGCCUCCUACAUGCUCUACCCAGGUGCCAGCCCUCGCCGAAGGUAUACAGAGUAUCUCCGAUAUGUGUGAACAUGUCUGAUGGGGCUUAUAUCCGGCUGUGUGUUGUAUGUGUGAAGGGGCCACUCCGGAUCAUCUCCUGGCCCGAUUCUCCGGGGAUGACCCGGAGUUCAUGUGAGAAAGGACUAUUAGUGAGACCCAAACAGGAGUGUUUUCAAGUAAACAAGGGAUUUGGGGGGCAUGCGGCUUUAAAUAGGUGUGUUGUUUGGUUCUAUUUCAUUCAAAUGGGAUCUUUUCAUUCCUGAGCUGGUAACACUUUAUAAUAACUCUCCGU